AUGGAAGGAAUGGAGGGAGGCAGUUCAGGUGGAGGAGGAGGAGGAGGAGAUGGAGGGAGUAACUACUACAGCUUGCGACCUUCAAGGAUAAUGAACGAAGAUAUUCUGUUCUGCAUAGAUGUUGACCCUGAAUCCCUCCUCGAGAUGAAGGUCUCUGGCCCAAAUGGCAGACCCAUUACUCGUUUGGAUUCCAUCAAGCAAGCCAUUCUUCUCUUCAUCAAUGCCAAGCUCACUAUCAAUCCUGAUCAUCGAUUCGCCUUCGCCACUCUCGCAAAAUCCCCUUCUUGGCUUCGCAAAGAGUUUAGCAACGAUGUUGAGUCUGCGAACGAAGCACUUCGAGGACUCACAGCUACUCAAGCAACAGGUCAAGCUGAUCUCACCAAUCUGCUCCGUGUAGCAGCAUAUGAAGCGAAGAAAUCCCGUGCUAGUAAUCGAAUUCUUAGGGUGAUUCUCAUCUACUGCAGAUCAUCUGUGCGACCGCAACACCAAUGGCCUGUAAACCAGAAGUCCUUCACUUUGGAUGUUAUCUACCUUCAUGACAAGCCUGGACCCGACAACUGCCCACAAGAGGUGUACGACUCACUCGUGGACGCCUUGGAUCAUGUUAGUGAAUACGAAGGAUACAUUUUCGAGAGCGGCCAAGGGCUGCAGCGUGUCCUCUUCAAGUACAUGUGCACACUGCUGGCACACCCUCAACAGCGCUGCGCUCAAGAGCUUGUGGACUUGCCGAAGGCUCUUACAAAGAAGUCGCCCCCAACGGACACAGUGCCAGAAGAUAAUGUACCCGUCUCUGGCAGCCAAUGAGAUGAAGGUAUCAGUUGAGUAAAUUCACCUGUAUUUUAUUAUAUAUAUAUAUAUUAUAUAUAUAUAUAUAUAAUAGAUAUGUGCAGUUUUUGGUGUACCAUUAGAAGUGAAUGUACUCUUUGGCCUCUAUAAGGCUUAUGCUGUUAGAUCUGAAUGUUUUGAAAUGACUAUUGGUUAAAGUACUAGGGUUGAACAAAAAAAAAAACUUCAUUGUCUAGUUUUUCUGGCGAAUUUUUGCAGAGUUUUUUUUGGAGAUCUAAUUUAUAAUAUUCUGAGUAGUGAACAAGUUCAUAUUA
Cannabis sativa is the source of this 1100-nucleotide messenger RNA. RefSeq lists its product as uncharacterized. Gene Ontology annotation, biological process: positive regulation of DNA repair. Lineage: Eukaryota; Viridiplantae; Streptophyta; Magnoliopsida; Rosales; Cannabaceae. The record is from RefSeq and is a predicted model, not a curated record. The transcript is spliced from 3 exons. Bases 1 to 804 code for a protein of 267 amino acids. Gene Ontology annotation, cellular component: BRCA1-A complex; BRISC complex.